AUGAUGGAAGAAUUUGUUUUUUGGUUCUAUAACGCUAUUACUGAUCCACAUACAAACUCACGGAUCCCUGAAUGGACAAAAUAUUCUGAUGCCGAGACGAAACGCACUGAAGAAGCUUUUCAACAAAAUAAAUCAUACGUGCUGUUGGAUCGGUGUCAUAUUGAUUUGAAGCAUUCGAUUCACACUGAUCUUGCUGACGAAACGAAGCAAUUUAGACUCAAGCGUCAGGUCGGUUUCAGUCGGCAAAAAUGUCUACUAGAAGAUCGAUUCACUUCUGUACCUGCUGUCACAACAUUGACGACAAUGUUACCGUUCAGUGAUGAACCUAAAUCCUGCAGUUCUUUUUUUCAAGCUUGGUUCAAUACGCUGUCUGGUAAACGAGUGUUCAUGGACUUUGCACUAUGCAUAGAAGCAUGUGCUAAAGGCAUCGAACACGAAGCUUCUUUGUAUCGAAGAGCCAAUGCAGUCGACGACGCCCAGAAGAUGGUGACAGAGCUACGUUCCUCUGUUGGAAAACGUCGACGAGAAGUAACCAGAUUAUGUGUAAAUUUUUAUACGAGAAAUACUUUUCUCUUCAACGUUCUCAACCAGGCACUAAGAAUGUUCGACUUUUCGAAAUUAGAAACAUUGGGUCCACUCUAUCAUAUGUUACGUCUACAUUCACGAUCAUGCAAGGAAUUCUAUGGUACGGUGUAUCGAGGUGUAAAAUAUACAGAGGCAGAUAUUGAGAUGUAUAAACAAGCCAAGGGUACAUGGAAACAGUUCAUAACUUUCAUCUCAACAAGCAAAUGCCGCAUGGUGGCCGAAAUGUUCGCCACAAAUACUUUAAUGAUUAUUGAACUUACUCAUGACAAAACAAGACCACCGCGUUUUUUUGAUAUUUAUAAUAUAUCCGACUUUCCAGAGGAGGACGAAGUUCUUCUUGAACCUGAAUUGUGUUUUUAUGUUAUUGAUGUGGAGACAGUCGCUGAAAACAAAUAUAUCCUUCAUUUAAAGAUUUAA
Molecule: messenger RNA, 1002 nt
Organism: Adineta ricciae
Lineage: Eukaryota; Metazoa; Rotifera; Eurotatoria; Adinetida; Adinetidae
Source: the annotation of a GenBank genome assembly